UAGCUAAGUUGGCAACAGUGACUCUACCGCUGACGUGUUUCCAGCAACACAAAAACACGAAUCAGUUUCGCUCACACAACAUAAUUUCGUAUAUUUAACUGGCGAUGUAUGUGAGCGAACUUAACGAAUUAUAAAAUAAUAAUUACUUAAAUAAAGCUAAAAACGUAUUGAAUGAAAGUUGGCAAUCGCAGGAGAAGCAACGACGGAGAUAGCGGUUAAACCAUCACUGGGGGAGUAGCGGCAGCGGCAACGGCAACAACAAACCAAGUUGAAAGAGAGCCGCCGCAUUAAACUGUAGCCGUGGCCACAGUUACAGUUGCAACAGUAACAGCAACAAACGCACACACAUCGAGUCCGUCACACUUUGAAGCUGUCCAAGUGUCAGAGCCGUAAACACAGACGUAAACAUGGCGUUGCUGACGAUGAUUGCCCGUGUUAUUGAUGGCCUGCCCUUGGUUGGCACAAUGCAGGACGAUGAACAGAGCGGUCGCAGUAUCUUGGACUAUCAAAAUCAGGCGAAAAUGUUGUUUCGAAAGCUAGGCACACAUUCGCCGGCAAGGAGCAGCAUUGAGACAGGACCAUAUCUAUUCCACUAUCUAAUCGAGAAUGAUGUUUGCUAUUUGGUAAUGGUUGAUAAAAUGUAUUCAAAACGUUUGGCAUUCAAUUAUCUGGAGGAUCUGGCACAGGAGUUUCAUACCAACUACGGAAGGCGUGUGAAUUCGGUGACACGCCCCUAUGCCUUCAUUGAAUUCGAUGUCUACAUACAAAAGGCGAAAAAGCAAUUGACUGAUCGCAGACGCAACAUCAGCAACAUCAACACACAACUGCAGGAUGUGCAACGCAUCAUGGUACAGAAUAUCGAUGAUGUGCUGCAACGUGGCACGGUCUUAGCGGAGUUGGAUACAAAAACGCAAAACCUCUCGAUGAUGUCCCAAAAGUAUAAAAAGGAUGCCAAAUUACUGAAUCGCAAAUCGAUGUAUGUGAAAGCGGCGGCUGUGGGCACCAUAUUUCUAGUGUUAAUACUAUACUUUUGGGUUUUGUAAUAUAUAUACAUGUACAUGUGUGUAUAUGCAUAUGUAUAUAUAUCUAGAUAUAUAUGUGUGUAUGUUUAGGUUGUUAAUUGUAAUUGGCGUUGUUGCUGGUUGAAUGAUGAUAUGCUGUGGUUGUUGUCGUUGUCGUUGUUACUGCCCCGAACGUCAUAGACAUUAAGUGCAGAGCAGAGACCAGAGCGGCACUAAGUCUGCCGCUCAUUAUAAAGGCCAAAAGACAUUUAAAUAUUUUAUAAAGUAAAUUGUAUAACAACAGCUACAACAACAACAAGUACAACAACAAUAGCAGCAGCAACAGCUAGUUAAUAACAAACACUAAAUUCGGGGCAAGCAAUUUUUGAUGUGCGCCACGCUUGCUUUCAUUUAACUUGAGUUUUGGGUUUUAAUUUCAUUUACACACAAGUACACACACACACACAUAGACAGAGAGAUAUUAGAUACAACGACAAAGCCAAUUCCAGAAACCAGCGAGAAUUUUGAUAGAGCACACAUACCCACAGUCCCAUUGACUUUUUGUUUAUGCAUUUAUUUUGUUGUUCUUCGAUUCGAUUUGAUUUGAUAAAAUUAAUUGCAGCCUUAGUUUGAUACUUAUGUUGUCCCAAGCGAAUUGAAAUUUGUAAAUUAUGAAAAAUCCAAGCAAAUGUGUGUAUAAAUAGAUUGUAUAUGAUAUGAUAUGCUGAUCAUGAUAAUGACUAAUGAUGGAUGCUAUGUAACAUCAAUAAAAUACAAUUUUAGGCAAUUUAUUAUAAAUUAUUAAGAAAUUAAAUCAAUUUACAUUGUUUAAAUAAAAUAUGGCAUAUUAUUGAUUGUCUUAUUAGUCCCGAGGCUUAACAAUGAAAUGUUUUGAUUAUACUUUUACACUCGUCGUAUAUUGUUCCCAUUCCAACCCAUUAAAAAUGCAUUAGAUA
Drosophila innubila is the source of this 1957-nucleotide messenger RNA. It is a transcript of the gene Sec22, whose product is annotated as vesicle-trafficking protein SEC22b-B. Gene Ontology annotation, biological process: vesicle fusion with Golgi apparatus; retrograde vesicle-mediated transport, Golgi to endoplasmic reticulum; endoplasmic reticulum to Golgi vesicle-mediated transport. The transcript has 5 exons. NCBI's taxonomy places the organism in Eukaryota, Metazoa, Arthropoda, Insecta, Diptera, Drosophilidae. Gene Ontology annotation, molecular function: SNAP receptor activity. The record is from RefSeq and is a predicted model, not a curated record. The coding region runs from base 408 to 1043 and encodes 211 amino acids. Gene Ontology annotation, cellular component: Golgi membrane; ER to Golgi transport vesicle membrane; endoplasmic reticulum-Golgi intermediate compartment.